Messenger RNA from Neltuma alba, 646 nucleotides. RefSeq names its product putative RING-H2 finger protein ATL69. The record is from RefSeq and is a predicted model, not a curated record. Lineage: Eukaryota; Viridiplantae; Streptophyta; Magnoliopsida; Fabales; Fabaceae. Gene Ontology annotation, molecular function: transferase activity. The coding region runs from base 137 to 646 and encodes 169 amino acids. Gene Ontology annotation, biological process: protein ubiquitination. The transcript has a single exon.
UGCCCCCCUGGCCCUAAGAUUGAGCUUUAAGAUUCGACAGCAAACUUAAAAAGCCACCUUCACCUGCCCCAUCAUUCUAGAUAACGUUUGCGUCAUACAUCUUACCGCGACUGCUGAUACGGAGUCUUGCUCUCUCAUGUCCCCUGCCUACCCGCCCAUCUCCGCCACCGGCACCAGCCUCGGAUACGGCAUCGCCAUCGCGGUUAGCAUUCUCGUCCUCAUUUCUACCAUCAUGCUUGCUUCUUAUGCUUGUGUUCGGAUGAAGGCCAACGGCCGCGGCCUUAACCGUCGUAUCAGCAGUAAUAGUAGCAGUAAUAAUAUUUCGGACGAGCCGGUGGUGGUGGUUUUGGGCCUGGAUAAGCCCACUAUUGAAGGUUACCCGAAGAUUGUGCUUGGGGAGAGUCGCAGAUUGCCGAGGCCCAAUGGGGGCCCAUGCGCUAUUUGCUUGGGAGAGUAUGUAAAGAAUGAUACGGUGCGGUGUGUUCCAGAGUGCAACCACUGCUUCCAUGUGGGCUGCUUGGAUGAGUGGCUUCGUCUGAGCGCCACGUGUCCUCUGUGUCGGAGCUCUCCUGCUCCCUCGCCGGUGCCGACGCCGGUGGCCACUCCUCUGUCAGAAUUGGUUCCACUUGCUUCCCACGCCAGGUGA